Anguilla anguilla (European eel) is the source of this 1197-nucleotide messenger RNA. Its product is annotated as myozenin-1-like. Gene Ontology annotation, molecular function: actin binding; telethonin binding; FATZ binding. NCBI's taxonomy places the organism in Eukaryota, Metazoa, Chordata, Actinopteri, Anguilliformes, Anguillidae. The transcript is spliced from 6 exons. Gene Ontology annotation, cellular component: actin cytoskeleton; Z disc. The record is from RefSeq and is a predicted model, not a curated record. Bases 194 to 1105 code for a protein of 303 amino acids.
UGCAAGAAAGUGCCGUCCAAGCUCUACCAGAGGCUCGCACGUCCAGGGACUUGAAGACGAGUGGGAGCUCGCUGGAUAUCGGGGAUCUGCAAGCUUCGAUUUGGAUUAAUCGGAAGGCUUUCUCACCCUGCCUUUUUUUUUCUUCGCUCCCCCACCCCCAUCAAAAAAGGAACCCUAAACUACGCCUGCAGACAUGCCUCUGUCAGGGACCCCCGCCCCCAACAAGAGGAAAAAGUCAUCCAAGAUCAUCGUUGACCUAUCUCAAAUUUCGCAGGAUGUCGACCAGGAAGACGCGGAUCCCGAGGUGGCGGAGUUUGACCUGGGGACGAAGAUCAAGGUCCCCAAGGACCUGAUGCUGGAGGAGCUGUCCCUGCUGAAGAACAAGGGCUCCAAGAUGUUCAAGAUGAGGCAGCAGAGGGUGGAGCGCUUCAUUUACGAGAACAACCCAGAGCUCUUCACCGAGUCCAUGGAGAACCUUCACAACCUGGCACCCUCACUGGGUGGGCAAGAGAAGAAUGGGACCGCUGAUGGCGGUCAAACCAACGGCGGCCAAACCAAUGCUGACGGCCACAUCCAAAACAAUGGCUCCGCUCUUGAAUCUGAGACCCAAGGCGAGGAUGAAUCAGGAAAGAGAGCAGGUGAAAACGGACAGGAAGGAGGCCAGGAUGGCGUGGAUGGUGAGGGCAGCGCCGCGGAAAAGGAGAAGGAGUUGGAGGAGAAGAAGAAGAAGGCUGAGUACAUGAGAACGUACAUAUCACCAUGGGAACGGGCCAUGAAGGGUGAUGAGGAGCUGACAGCCACCAUGAAGGUACAGAUGCCUGGGCCUCAUGUGCACCAGGAUCCACCCAGCUUCAAGAGCUUCAACAGGAUGGCCGUGCCGUUCGGAGGCUUCCAUAAAGCCUCCCAGCUCAUGACCUUCCAGAUGCCGGAGAUCGAGCUGGAGAUCGAGGAGCCGGAGCCGACCGUGGUGUUCCACCGGGACAUCAGCUCCAGGCCCUCCUUCAACCGCACGCCCAUCGGCUGGGUCUGCACCGGGGAGCACAGCGACGUCAUCAUGGAGCAUUUGGACGCCAUCCCCUUCGACGGAGAGACCGACGACCUCUGAAGGGCACAUCCCACACGUGCGCAUGUGCACACACACACACACACACACACACACUCACAGACACACACACACACAGACAUAUACACAUUCUC